Messenger RNA from Carassius auratus (goldfish), 2503 nucleotides. RefSeq names its product pantothenate kinase 4-like. Gene Ontology annotation, molecular function: ATP binding; pantothenate kinase activity. Gene Ontology annotation, cellular component: cytosol; nucleus. Bases 38 to 2383 code for a protein of 781 amino acids. Gene Ontology annotation, biological process: coenzyme A biosynthetic process. The transcript is spliced from 20 exons. Lineage: Eukaryota; Metazoa; Chordata; Actinopteri; Cypriniformes; Cyprinidae. The record is from RefSeq and is a predicted model, not a curated record.
CACGUUGCGUAGCAGUUUGCAAAACAAUCGCAGUAAGAUGGCGCUGUCUAGCGGGGCGGAUAGAGGAUCCCACAGCAUGGAUAAGAGCAUCACACUACCCCCGGAUGAAAUUUUCCGCAAUUUAGAGAACGCCAAGAGGUUCGCUAUAGAUAUAGGUGGCUCUUUGACAAAACUGGCAUAUUACUCCACUGUCCAGCAUAAAGUUGCCAAAGUCAGGUCGUUUGAUCAUUCAGCGAAGGUAAGCGUGCAGGAAACAGAAGGCGACCCUCUUUAUGAGAUAUCUGUACAGGAAGAGAUCACUGCCCGUCUUCACUUUAUCAAGUUUGAGAAUGCUUACAUUGAAACCUGCCUGGAUUUCAUUAAAGACCAUCUGGUCAACACAGAAACCAAAGUCAUAAAAGCAACUGGUGGAGGGGCACACAAGUUCAAGGACCUGAUAGAAAAGAAGUUAAAGCUAAAAGUGGACAAAGAGGAUGAAAUGACUUGUCUGAUCAAGGGAUGCAACUUUGUUCUGAAGAAUAUCCCCCAUGAAGCUUUUGUGUAUGCCAAACAUGCUGAUUCUGAAUUUCGGUUCCAAAAUACACAUCCGGACAUAUUCCCCUACCUGCUUAUAAAUAUUGGCUCUGGAGUCUCAAUAGUAAAGGUUGAAGCAGAGGACAAAUUUGAGCGUAUUGGUGGUAGUUCUAUAGGUGGUGGCACUUUUUGGGGUCUUGGAGCUUUACUUACAAAAACUAAGAGGUUUGAUGAGCUUUUGCAGUUAGCAUCCAAAGGACAACACACAAAUGUGGAUAUGCUUGUUAAAGACAUCUAUGGAGGUGCUUACGGGUCCCUGGGUUUAACUGGAGACCUCAUUGCAAGUAGCUUUGGGAAAUCAGCCACCACAGACAAAGAGUUCUCCAAAGAAGACAUGGCAAAGAGCCUACUGCACAUGAUAAGCAAUGACAUUGGACAGCUUGCCUGCCUCUAUGCCAAACUGCACAACCUUACCAGGGUCUAUUUUGGAGGAUUUUUCAUCCGGGGACAUCCCGUUACCAUGCACACCAUCACCUAUAGCAUCAAUUUCUUCACAAAGGGGGAGGUCCAGGCUUUAUUUCUAAGACAUGAAGGAUAUCUUGGUGCUAUUGGGGCCUUUUUGAAGGGGGCAGAAGAAGACAAUCCUAACCAGUACAGCUGGGGAGAGAACUAUGCUGGCAGCUCUGGUCUCAUGAGUGUAUCUCCAGAGCUGAAUCCUGUGCAGCGGGCUCGUAGUGGAACGUUUCCAUUUGACAUGUUGGAGAUGGACCGUCUGGAAAGGCAGCUAGUCAACCUCCCCUUGCUGCAGGAUCCGACCUCUUAUAUUCCAGACACUGUGGACCUGACUGAGGAUGUAUUGGCUCGGGAGUACUGGCUCUACUGCUUUGAGGAGGCAUUGGAUGGGGUGGUGAAGCGAGCCAUAGCUAGCCAGAAAGACCAACCAAAAGCUGUGGAAAGAGCAGAGAAGUUUCGCCAGAAAUAUCGUCAUAAACUCCAGACUCUUCGGCACCAGCCUUUUGCUUAUGGAUCCCUCACCGUCAGAAGUCUUUUAGACACAAGAGAACACUGUUUAAACGAGUUCAACUUUCCUGACCCCUACUCUAAGAUUAAGCAGAAGGAGAAUGACAUGGCCCUGAAAUACUAUCUGAAAGUAGUGAAGUCUGUAGAGGAGCUGAGCUGGGAACAGAGACAGUUCACUUUGGUCAAAGGCCUCCUGGCUGGCAACGUUUUUGACUGGGGAGCCAAAGCCGUGUCAGACGUGCUUGAAUCAGAUCCAGAGUUUGGGUUUGAACAAGCAAAACUGCAAUUACAAGAGAGGCCAUGGCUUGUGGAUGCCUACAACCAGUGGAUUGAGAGACUGAAGGGUCCUCCUCAUAAAUGUGCAUUAUUUUUCGUAGAUAAUAGUGGAAUAGACAUUAUUCUUGGGGUUUUCCCUUUCAUUAGAGAACUUCUCAUCAGAGGCACAGAGGUUGUUCUUGCCAGUAACUCAGGCCCUGCCCUCAAUGACGUCACUAACAGUGAGCUGCAGAUCCUAACGGAGAGAAUAGCUGCCAUGGACCCUGUCAUUCACACUGCACUCAAAGAGGACAGACUUGCUUUGGUGCAGAAUGGUUCUAGUUCUCCUUGUUUAGACCUGAGUCGCUUGGACAAAGUCCUGGCCACAGUCGUUAGGGAGCGUGGCACAGAUCUGGUGAUCAUUGAAGGAAUGGGUCGGGCCAUCCACACCAACUACUACGCCAUGCUCAGCUGCGAAAGCCUUAAACUAGCCGUCAUAAAGAACUCCUGGCUGGCCGAGCGUCUUGGAGGCAAGAUCUUCAGUGUAGUCUUCAAAUACGAGGUCCCUUCCAACAUCAGGGAAAUCAAGAGCUAAAAUGGCUAGUGCUGAAAGAAAAUAGCAUUAGCAAGGGUCCUUAGUGCUUUUUCCUGAGAUUGACAUAAUGAUUGUAUUUGGGGUUUUCUUUUGCUAUUGCUUCAUUUUCUUUUUUUGUUU